Molecule: messenger RNA, 441 nt
Organism: Nymphaea colorata (pocket water lily)
Lineage: Eukaryota; Viridiplantae; Streptophyta; Magnoliopsida; Nymphaeales; Nymphaeaceae
Product: nuclear transcription factor Y subunit B-6-like
Exons: 2
Coding region: 1-441 (146 amino acids)
Biological process (GO): regulation of transcription by RNA polymerase II
Cellular component (GO): CCAAT-binding factor complex
Molecular function (GO): RNA polymerase II cis-regulatory region sequence-specific DNA binding; DNA-binding transcription activator activity, RNA polymerase II-specific; protein heterodimerization activity
Source: RefSeq, a predicted model, not a curated record
AUGAGGAGGGUGCUGCCCGGACACGCCAAGAUCUCCGAUGAUGCAAAAGAGACCGUUCAGGACUGCGUGUCGGAGUACAUAUCGAUCGUCACCAGGGAGGCCAACCGGCGGUGCCAGCUCGAGCAGAGGAAGACGAUCACCGCAGAUGACGUGCUCUGGGCGAUGAGGAAGCUCGGCCUGGACGACUACGUCGAGCCCCUCAGCGUGUACCUGCACAAGUUCAGGGAGGCCGAGCAGAUGCCGUCCCCAAGGCCUGUCAUCCGGAAGGAGGCCGGACCCGUGAGUGCCGGUGGCUUCCUCCGCCACCCUCGUCACCUCCAGCAGCUCCCCCAUGCCAUGCGCGGUGGUGGCAAUGGCGUCGGCGGCGCCUGCAGUGGCGGAGGUCUUUUCUACAAAGACUUUGAGAACACCGGCGGCCCUGGCGGUGGAGGCAUGUUCUGA